GAGAUGUCAGCUGGCCUUCUUCCAAGUAAAUAUUGAACAGAGGAUGCUAGCAGCUCCAAUGUCUCAUAUGACAAAAGGACUACUCCUGCGAAAUCGGAGGAAAAAUGAAACCACAUGCUGUGUCAAAAAGAAUAAGAUGUUACACUGAAAGUCCAUAGCCAUGGAUGGGAACAACACAUUUCCCAGCUUUGUGGAUUUAGAUAAUUUUCUUACAAAACACAACUCCAACUUCAUCUGGCUCCUCGUGGCCACUAUUCUAUCCUGUGGAUGGAUUAUUUAUUUAACUUAUUACAACUCCCGCAACAUUGGCCUCAUCCUCACCCUGAUCAUCAACAGACUUUACAAAGAUGGCUACAUUCAUAUUGGCUCCUUCUCCUUCUCUGUGCUGUCAGGGAAAGUCAUGUUCAGAGAUGUCUACUUCAUCAACCCAGAUAUGUCAAUCAGGAUACAAGAUGGCUUCCUUAUAUUCAGAUGGUGGAAAGUGUACAAUCCAAAACAGAAACAACACGAUCCCAAAGCAGAAACCAGGCUCUAUGUGACAGUAAAUGGCUUUGAAUUUCAUGUCUACAACCGAACUGACCUUUACGCACGGCUGCAGAAGACCUUUGGCCUGGAACCGACUCUAAUUCCACCCAAAAAAGAUGAAGACCAGGAACAGGAAGACACCCUCGAAAGUGUGAACAUCAAAGCGGAGACUCCAGACCCUUCGUCAUCCUGGCGCUCCCUCAUCCCUGUCAUCAAAGUCAACAUCAGCACAGGACAUUUGGCUUUUGGGAAUCACCACCUCCCCCAGACACUCUGUGUAUAUUUUGAAGAUGCCUUUUUGACCUAUGCCACUAAACCUCCCUCUAGCCACCUUGAUCAGUUCAUGCACAUCGUUAAAGGCUCACUGGAGAAUGUCCGGGUCAUGUUGGUUCCUAGCCCACGCUACCUGGGCCUGCAGAAUGAUGAACCUCCAAGACUGAUGGGUGAAGGCUUUGUGGUUAUGCAAUCCAAUGAUGUUGACAUCUACUAUUACCAAGAUGAACCAGGCCUGGUCCCAGUGGAGCAAGAGGGUGAGGAGGAAGCAGAGACAUCCAGUGAGGAUGACAAACUUCAGGACCUGCCCCCAUGCUGGGGUCUAGACAUAGUGUGUGGCAAAGGCACUGACUUUAACUAUGGCCCGUGGGCUGAUCGCCAGAGGGACUGCCUGUGGAAGUUUUUCCUGCCUGCUGACUUCCAGGCCAUGCAGGUGACAGAGGUGCCACAGCCUGGCAAACCUCGGCAGAUCCAGGCCUUUGAGCUCCGCAUGAACAUCAUUGCUGAUGCCACCAUCGAUCUGCUCUUUACCAAAAACAGGGAAACCAAUGCCAUUCAUGUGAACGUGGGAGCAGGCUCUUACCUGGAGGUCAAUAUACCGAUGACUGUAGGAGAGAUGGGCUAUUCUCCCACCAUCAAAGGACAGUUACUUCAUGUGGAUGCCACCAGCAGCAUGCAGUACAGGACUCUUCUUGAGGCUGAGAUGCUUGCAUUUCAUGUGAUCGCCAGCUAUCCUCGAGUGUGGAAUAUGCCUCAGACGUGGCAAUGUGAGAUUGAGGUUUACAAAGCCACAUACCACUUCAUUUAUGCUCAGAAAAACUUCUUCACUGACCUAAUUAAGGACUGGGCCAGUGACAGUGCACCUGAUAUCUAUUCCUUUGUGCCCUAUUCUUGGACAUUUAAAAUUAUAUUUCACCAAUUUGAGAUGCUCUGGGCUGCAAAUCAGCACAACUGGAUUGAUUGUUCAACCAAACAGCAAGAGAAUGUGUACCUGGCUGCAUGUGGAGAAACGCUCAUUAUUGAUUUCACUCUGCCCUUCAAUGAAUUUGUUCCCACGACCUGCAAUACUCGCUUCAGUUUGAAGGCGGAGGAUACAGAUAUGCGCCUUUCUCUGCCAGAGUGUCACCCAAGUCGAUAUCCCCUCCUCACUUUGGCCAAAGAUUACCAAAAUGUGAAGUUGCCUACGGACAUGUUUAUGACAGGGGAGAGCCAUGUACCGCCCCCUCCCAAACCCAGCAAGCCCCGCUGGAGGAACAUCACCCACACCGAAGCUGGCUGGGUGGACUGUUGGAGCGUACCCAACUUCUUACUCAUCAUUGACUAUACCUGGCACCCUAUUUAUCCCCAGAAGGCUGAUGAGCAACUCAAACAAUCCUUUUCUGAGAUGGAGGAGUCCAUGCUGUCAGCACUGAGACCCCCAGAGCACUCCUCUGGACCCAAUACGUCACAGCCCCGCAACACCUCUGCCACUGCUUCAAACGCCUACAGCCGCAUGCCCACAGACCCCUCAGAGCUGCCCCCUGAUAGGCUACAUGUGGAGAUGGAAAUGUCUCCUGACUCCCAAAUCAUUCUCUAUGGCCCUCUACUCCGAGCACUGCUCGCCAUUAAGGAGAACUAUUUUGGAGAGGAUGACAUGUACACAGACUUUGAGGAGGCAGUAACCAGCCCCGUGUUGUCCACAGCCACCUCCUCAGGCCUGGGCUGGUCCCCUCUGGGAAUGGUGGAUAGUGAGCAGAAAGACACAACCGACAUCCAUCCUCUGGACCUGCGGCCCUGGGACAUCACAGUGCUCAUUAACCUCUACAAAGUGCACGGUCGACUGCCAAUACAUUGCAGCAGCGAGGGCCCUGAAGGCCCAUCAGGCUUCUUGGAACGGCUUUGUUUUGAGAUGAAGAAGGGCUAUAAGGAGACCAUGCUACAGCUACUUCUGUCUCCCAUUCACAUCUUUGUCAGUGAUAACUACCAGAGGCCAACGGCAGAUGGGGUGCUCAGAGACGGACACUUGAGUCUGUCAGGGAUGCAGAUGCGAGCACAUGCCAUGUUCUCUGCUCAGGGCCUACCUUUGGGCAGUGACACACUGGAGUACGCAUGGCUCAUUGACAUGCAGGCAGGAGGCCUCACAGGCAGGAUCUCUGUUCCACAGCUGGCCAGUGUGGUAGAGUGGGGAGAAACUUUUAUUUUCCAUGUGAUGUCUCGAGAAUUCCAACUAGAGCAACCCAAACCCACAGUCAUCUGCCAACAUGGUGUAGACCGACGCAUCUGUGACGCUAAGUUGACCUGUAUGCCUGGGCACUGCCGCACAUCAGAGGAGCUCAAGUACACCAUGACCCGACUUGCAAUGGAUGGAAUUGACCUCUUCAUUGUUGAGCAUGGAUGUGCUGCCAACAUUAAGACUGGCAUUGUUAGGGUGGCAAAUUGCAACCUGCAUAACCAGGCGGUUGGAGAGGGUAUCAGUGCAGUGGUGCAGGAUGUUAAUAUCCGGCUGUACAUUGAACAGCAGCAGCAGUACUCUGAAGCCUCCAGACUGCAGCCUGCUGGUCAGAGCCAAGGUCCACCAGGUCUGGGUCAGCCCCCUCUGCUGCGACGCUCUGUUUGGCUGGAAGCGGGUUCAGUCAACUUGAACCUCAUUACAGCAGACAUCGCUCUGGCCGCUGACCACCCAGCCAAAUGUGAAGUCCAGAGGCACUUUUUGGAACUACACGAUACACAGACCAAAAGACUCUGGUUUCUGUGGCCAGAAGAUGCUAGCGUUCGUAAUAAGCGUGGCAGAAAUCGCUGUGGCUGUCUUGGUGGCUGCCGGUUCUUUGGGGGGACCAACAUGGGUCUGGACUUUUUCAGGCUUGAGGAGCUCACUCCCUCCUCCUCUUCUGCAUUCUCCUCCUCCAGCACUGAGACAGACAUGUCCUAUGGACAGUCCCUCCUGCAACCUGCAGAGUGGAUUAUUACCAAGGAAACUCCCAAAGUGGAUGGGAGGGUUGUAGGACUAAAGACAGAGACACACUCUCCUUGCAUCCCUCCUGAAGUGCCAGAGAGAAGAUGUCAACAACACCUGAAUCUGCAGGUGCCUCAGCGCUCCCACAGCUCUGCAUCCUCUUCAGAAGAGAACAGCUCCUCUAGUGCUGCACUGCCCCUUUUGGCUGGAGAAAGAGACACCCCCUCUCCCAGCAUAGAGGAACGCAUGUUUACCAUUAACAACAAAAGCCCGGCUGAGACUCUUGGAGAAGUACCAGAGGUCUCACCCGUGUCUCCCAGUAACUCUCAGGACCGCUCCUCUGUGCGCUCUCCUCUUGUUCCCCUCAAGCGACAGUCGUCGGUGCAUUCAGGGCGCCUGGGCAGCACAAAGAGCCUCUCAGCUGCUGUCUUCACAGACAAACCUCCUGUGGUUCUGGCUGGAGGUGUCCAGUUCAACAGUGAAGUGUCCCGCAGUGAUGAGAAUGUUCUGGAUUCGCCUCGUCAGCGGAGGAGUUAUGGCUCCUUUCCUUUCACACCAUCAGCUGACUCUAACACCUUCCAUCAGUAUCGUUCUGCAGACUCCAGCAUGUCUGUGGCUGACAGUGAAGCGUACUUCUCCGCUGCAGAGGACUUUGAACCAAUCAGCAGCGCAGACGAGGGUCCGGGCACUUACCCCGGACGUAAGAAGAAGAGGAGGCAGCCUCAACCCCCACCACCAUACUACAUGGAGAGCUACAGUCGAACGUCCAUAUACCACAGUGUGGAAGGGCCCCUCACCUAUGUUCUCAAUGGGGAGCUGAUCACUGAGCCACGCCCUCUGCCCUUACCUCCAACACUGCCUCCCCUGCCCCCUCAUCCCCUCCCGAGUCACAUGUCCCAGGCCUCUUUUGUCUCUGCUUUGGCCAUGGAGGAGGAGAGCUCUGUGGAAGCUGAGAAGACCGCUGAGACUGGCCCUGUCACUCGCCAACCCCAUGUCAUGGCAUGUUACCAAAGCUACCUCGCCCAGUACCAGGUGUCUAAUUGGUCUGUCAAGCAGCCGACAAACAAGAGAACAUCUAAAUCUUCACUCCAUCGUCCCCUAGACCUGGAUACACCCACCAGUGAAGAAAGUUCUGGAUCUUUUGACCAGCUCUCGGUCCCUUGUUUUAAGAUCAUUAAGCAGGGUCUUUCCGCCAGCUCACUGUUAGACAGAGGAGUUCAACUGAUGGGAGAUAACAACAGUACACCAUAUACUCCUCUGGAUAAGCGGGCCAUGGAGAAUACAGAUGAGGACACAAUGACUGAUGACUGGACUCUGGAACAGCCUCUGGCCCAGACCAGGACCACUGCCAUCGUGGAGGUGAAAGGAGCCAUCAAUGUGGUGCUCACACCUCUUGUGGCAGAGUCUCUGGACAGGUACAUUGAGGCCAUGGUUCAUUUUGCCAGUAUCCGACACCCUGCAGCGAUACUAGAUGACCUGCAUGGCAAAGUUUUAAAUGAGGCCUAUCAAAUAAGCAAGUCCACUGUCACAGAAUCUAGCCAAACUGGGAAGCAGGAGCAUAAGCUGUCCAAGAGCGAGGCCGUGAACCCUAGCUCCCUGAGCGUUCCCCAAGGCCAGACAGACCUGUCAGUCAAACCAGAUAAUGUGAAAAUCAAGGGCCUUCAGGCCAAUGUCUCCAUCCCCAAGGUAAACCUUUGCCUUCUUCAAGCUUCAGUAGAAGAGGGAUCUCCUUCGAGUUCUAGCAAAACUGUCACACAUGUAUCACUUGUGGCACUGUGUUUUGAUCGGAUCGCCACCCAGUUCAGAAUGAACAGAGGGAUUGUGGAAGAGACCCCAAACACAACAGAACAUGGCCGACCCUCAGUCAUGCUAGAGAAGUACGCCUCAGCCACCAAAAUGCAGCCCCAGUCUUCGGGCUCACUGCGAUCAAAUGCAGGCAUUGAGAAAGGCAAAGAGAUUGCUGCUCGACUCAACAUCCACCGCAUUCACAGUCAGCUCCGAGGCCUCGACUCGACAGACAUUGGCACCUGUGCCAUUACUGCAAUUCCUUUUGAGAAAUCCAAAGUGCUCUUUGGCCUGGAGGAAAUGGAGGAGUUUUCAGUGGUGGAUGAGACUGAUGCUCAAGUCACAGGAGGUGAUCUGGGUCGCUCCAUGUCUUCACUGGAGAAAUGGGGAUGGAUUAUGUUUGAAUGUGGCAUUGAGAAUCUUACAGUCAAAGGUGGUCGACAAUCGGGUGCCAUUCUUUACAAUGCAUUUGGUGUGAUGGGUCGCACAGACACAGGAGGAAAAACAGGAACGUCAAAGUCUAAUGGAUCCACAGGUUCACAGACAGGCAGCGGCUACAGCACAGAUGUUUCUGAUGACAACCUGCCACACGACCCCCUCAGCCCACCCUCUGAUGCCAACGAGAACUCUGACUCUGAUGACCAGGACGAAGGUGUUGAAUCAGAUGACCUCAAGAAAGACCUACCCCUCAUGCCCCCGCCUCCUGACUCCAGCAGCAUGAAACUGACCAUCCGAGAAAUCUGGUUCAGUUUCGCUGCUCCAACAAAUGUGCGCUCACCUUCGCAAGCUAUUUCAAGGCAGCUCAAUCUACUUAGCACAGCCACACCUGCUAUUGGCGCCUGGUUGGUUCCCAUUGACCAGCUCAAGUCCUCCCUACGCAAACUGGACAUGGAAGGCACACUACGAAUCUGUGCAGUUAUGGGCUGCAUAAUGACAGAAGCUUUAGAGAAAAAGACUAUUCACAUUCCAUUCCGGAGCAAAUACAACCGAGUUACCAAGAGAGCUCGGUAUCUGCAUGAGAAUCCCUCAUGUAUGCUGUGUAACAUCUUGCAUCGCUAUCUGCAACAAGCAGAUUAUUCCAUAAUUGAGGAGGCUACCAUGAAUGAUGGCGUGCCAGCACUAGUAACUCUAAAGAAGGGUCUUGUGGCAUUGGCAAGGCAAUGGAUGAAAUUUAUUGUAGUGACUCAGGGUUUCAAAGCCAUUGGUCUGAUGAGGCCUAACCAGCUUGCCAAGCCAAAAGAACCUCAGCCAACCCUGGUGGAAACGGUGAUGGGCCUGGACAAUGGCGCCGCCCUACAGAGUGACACCAGCGCUGAUGGAGCCGAGUUUGAAUUUGAUGCAGCCACAGUGAGUGAACACACCAUGUUGCUGGAUGGAUUGUGCAGCCGCCCGCCGCCUAAGGAAGCAAACACUGGCCCUGUCAGUGGAGUGGAAAUCAUGAGGAAGCUCUCCAAGUCCCACACACACAAUGACUCUGGUCUCAGAAUAAAGGGUUCACAUCCAUACCAGUCGCUCAGUUACACCAGCGGCGACACAGCAGCAGACUCCCCAGCCCAUGUGAGUCGAGGGGGCUUACCGGCCAAGGACAGCCCCAGGAAGGAGAGUCUCUUGAGCAAUCUGACAGGCAGUUUUCGAAGUCUGCACAACUUACUGGAGGGCACACCGCAGAGGAAUGAACCGUCUACUGCAGCAGCUGCCAAGACCAGCUCCCUGACUCGCACAGGGAACAGCCUUGGGACAGACAUGCUGACGGAACAUCCUCUGCUAUCGGCACCCUCUUCUGUAAGUUUUUAUAACUGGAUGUCCAACGCCGUGGGUGGCAGGACUGGAGGUAUCACCCAGGACUCACCAGCCACCCGCUCCCAGCACAACAGUUUACAAACAGGUGGAACCUGUAAUCUACCCACAAUCCCUUCUGCGUCAGACUUCAACACUGUUUUGUCCAGUGACCAGAACACUUUGGAUGGUACACAGUCACAGCAUUCCCAGCACAGCACCAGCCAGGAUGACAUCGAUGACAUUGAGGAGGGCAACCUGUGCCCAGCAGCUGUACAACUGGCUGAUGCCCAGGUUGUUUUCAAGCCCCUGCUAAACUACACUGGCAUACAGGCCCAGGAUGCUACCCCUUUAAGUUAUAAAAUGUAUUUUGGAGAGCACCUGUCUUUCUCUGGGAACCUUGAAUGUCUCCGUGCAGAUAUUGUUGAUUCUGACCCAUCUAAAGAGCGGAAGAGCAAAAGAUCCAGAAGACAAGGCAUGGUGAACCUCCCACCACUGGAGUUCAAACCAGCUCUGCUGAUCGAGACGUUUAGCCUGAACGCGGUUGUCAUGGAGAAGUCCACCAGCGCUCCUCAGGGUCCCACUGCUGCCCCUCUGUCCUUCCACGACCUGAACCGACGUCACUACAACACAUUCCACUGUGACUUUACCACUGCCUGCCAGGCCAUCAGCCAGAGAGUAGACAUGGCCCUAGUGCGCCUCAUCCACCAGUUCAGCACCAUGAUCGACGACAUCAAAGCCACACAGACUGAUAUAAAGCUGAGUCGGUACACUGCAGGCUCAGCUUCUCCAACACCCACCUUCAAGGCCCGCCCCUAUCGCCACUUCAGGUCAUCUGACUUCAGCCGCAGCUCGAGGGGCAGCAUCAAUGGAGGCGUCCGAAGUGCCACACAGACGUUAAAGAAAAGGGGAGCGGCUGGAGCUGGGGCAGGAGGAGCAGGCAUGAGCGGAGGUCUGCCCCCGAAUGGUCCUCCAUCAGGAAUGGACACACUAGGCAGAAGAGAGCCAAGAGGUCGGACUUCUCUGGGGCGUUCAGAGAGACGCACGUCUAAGGUGUCUCGAAAGGGUUCUCGUGAUGUGGCGGACCACAUGGCGAUCCAGAUGGAUGACUCUGACUCCAUCACGGUGUCGGAGCAGAGUGAGCCAUCAGCCGAAUGUUGGCAGAACAUGUACAAGCUGUUAAACUUCUAUUCUCUCAUCUCUGAUCCAACUGGCAUCUUAGAGAAAAACUCUCCAGAGAACUGCCUUACAGAAAAUGGCCACAGAACUUCAGAGUCAUUCUGUAAAGUGAUUUUUGAAAAUGAGCAGCAGGAGCCCACCACGCCUAAUAAGCCGUCAGGGAGGAGGAGAAGUCUGGUGAGCUCAGAGCCGCAGCACGUCACCCUCAUCGUGUUCGGGAUAGGCAUGGUCAACAGGACCCACCUAGAGGCUGAUAUAGGAGGACUGACCAUGGAGGCGGAGCUCAAGAAGAUCCAUGGAAGUUUUACACUAAAGGAAAAGAUGAAAGAUAUCCUGCAUCAGAAAAUGACAGAGACAUGUGCAUCAGCUCACAUAGGAGGAGUCAACAUAGUUCUCUUGGAGGGCAUUACACCAGACAUUCAAACGGUGGUAAAAUGCAACAUUGCCAAGUCUCAAGCCCUGUAUAGUGCGCAGCGGGGACUGAAGACCAAUAAUGCUGCUGUUUUCAAAGUGGGGGCAAUCAUGAUCAAUAUCCCUCAGCAUCCAGCUACUUUGCACAGCAUGAUGGUCCGCAGCUCCCACCAGCUCUCCAAACAAAUCUCAGACCUCAUUCGCCAGCCCUCCAAUGCUCAGCCUCCAAACCGGGAGGACACACCCACUCCACAGCCCCCAGACAAAGCAUCCAGCAUUAAUCAAACGCCUGUAGAAGCCAAUGAGUUCCCCCAACUUCCUGAGGGUUUGGAGAAGAAGCCAAUUGUGCUUAAGUUUAGUGCCAUGAUGGAUGGUAUUACAAUAGGAGCUGCCCUGCUGCCAUCACUGAAGGCAGAGUACAAAAUGGGACGUAUGAAAAGCCAUGGAAUGACAGGGGCUCAAACCAGCUUCACUUUUGAAUUGCCAAACCACAAGCUCUGUUUCCAGUCCAAAGUGUCCCCCGUGGACUUAUCCACCAUGCCCCCAUCAGCCAGUCUCACUCUGCCCCCUGUCACUAUGUCUGGGGAGUACAUAAUGGAAGACCAUGAUACUCACUCAGACCAUGGGUGGGCACCUGAUGACUUUCCUACCAAGCAAGGAAAUUAUUUGCAAGGAAACUACUUGCGCUGUGUGGCUGAGAUUGGUUCUUUUGAGCAUAACCUGACCACAGACCUGCUCAACCACCUGGUUUUCCUCCAGAAGGUUUUCAUGAAGGAAGUCAAUGAGGUCAUUCAGAAAGUUUCAGGAGGAGAACAGCCUAUUCCUUUGUGGAAUGAGCAUGACACUUCGACAGACGCCGAUAAGCCAAAGAUUCUACUUUAUUCAGUUAGCCUCAUGUUUAAGGGAAUUCAAAUGACAGCCACUACUCCAUCCAUGCGAGCUGUGCGCUUUGAGACUGGGCUCAUUGAACUAGAACUGUCCAACAGAAUCCAGUGCAAAGCCCAACCUGGUGGCAGCAGCAGUUAUCUGAAACUCUUUGGCAAAUGUCAAGUUGACUUGAACCUAGCUCUGGGACAGAUUGUCAGGCACCAGGUGUAUGAAGAAGCAGGGUCAGACUUCCAUCAGGUGGCAUACUUCAAAACCCGUAUUGGCCUGAGAAAUGCUCUGCAGGAGGAAAUCAGUGGCUCCUCGGACAAAGAGGCUGUCCUCAUCACACUCAACAGACCAAUAGUUUUUGCUCAGCCUGUGGCUUUUGACAGAGCUGUGCUGUUCUGGUUGAAUUACAAGGCUGCGUAUGACAACUGGAAUGAGCAGCGCUUGGCUUUGAACAAGGACAUCCACGUGGCCACCAAAGAGGUGGUGGACAAACUGCCUGGCAUUCAGCAGACCUCAGCCCAGGCCUUUAGUACCCUUUUCCUGCAACUGACUGUCAACGAUCUAGGUAUCUGCCUGCCCAUCACCAGCUCCUCUCAGAGAGGUCAAGUGCCAGUUACGGAGGCCAACAGCUCUGAACAUGGGACAAGCGCAUCAGUAGGCCGCCAAAAAUAUGCACGAAAAGCCAACCAUAGCAUAGACUUUGACACCGGCUCUGCCCUGGUCCUGACCAUUGAAAGCACACUGAUCACUGCCUGCUCCUCUGAGUCUCUGGUGAGCAAAGGGCACUUCAAAAACUUCUGCAUUCGCUUUGCUGAGGGCUUUGAGACCUCCUGGGAUGACUGGAAGCCUGAAGUGCGAGGAGACUUGGUCAUGAAUGCAUGUGUUGUCCCUGAUGGCACAUAUGAAGUCUGCUCCAGAACUACGGGACAAGCUUCUGCAGAGAGCAGCAGUGCGGGGACGUGGACAUUGAAUGUCUUGUGGAAAAUGUGUGGCAUUGACGUUCACAUGGACCCCAACAUUGGCAAGAGGCUCAAUGCUCUUGGCAACACUCUCACCUCGCUGACUGGAGAGGAAGAUAUCGAUGACAUCGGGGACCUUAAUUCAGUCAAUAUGGCCGACCUUUCUGAUGAGGAUGAAGCAGACUCCAUGUCGCCCACCAUUCAUAUGGAGAGCGUCGACCCCAGACGGCAGAUGGUUAUGGGGAACCAGGUGACUGAUGCCAGAGGGAGGAAGAUUACCAAGAGGGUGGUGGACAUCCGAGAACUGAAUGAGCAAGCCAAAGUUAUCGAUGACCUCAAAAAACUGGGUGCCAGUGAAGGUACAAUCAACCAGGAAAUUCAGCGCUAUCAGCAGCUGGAGUCCGUUGCUGUUAAUGACAUCAGGAGAGAUGUUAGAAAGAAACUGCGUCGCUCAAGCAUGAGGGCUGCUUCCCUGAAGGAUAAGUGGGGUCUCGGCUACAAACCCAGCUACAACAGGUCCAAAAGCAUCUCUGCGGCAGCAGGCAGACCGCCCCUGAAGAGGAUGGACAGACAAAGCUCCAGAAUAGGAGAUAUGGAGGACUUUCCUGACGUGAGGAUUGAUGUGGCUUCCCCUGGACCUCGGGUCACCUUCAACAUCCAAGAUCCGUCUAAAAAUCAGGCCUCGGAUUCUGCACUUGCACCUGUCAGUCCAGGAGAAAUAUUUAAGUUCCCUGAGGAGGCAGAGCUGGACCUGUUGUCAGUCACCAUCGAUGACCCAUCCCAUUCAUCUCAUCUCCAUCCUCCAUCUCCAUCCACUGAGACACAGCGCUCGGCGUUCAGCGCUCCAGGCACUCCUGCUGUCUUCUCACCCACAAUUCCCUUCCAGCACGAUGACUCCCGACGCGAUGACCUCUCCACUUCUUCCUCUGAGGACUCUGAAAAAGAGGAUGACUUUGAUAGAUUACCCAGCUAUCGACGGCCUUUCCCACCAUCCCACAGAAAGUCCACGGGUUUCACCAGUGUUAGUCAGCUGUUCUCCGAUCGCUGGCCGGGAACACCGACCAAUCGCAGCUUCAGUGGCACGGCGACAGAGCGCAACAUAGACUUUGAGCUGGACGUGCGCGUGGAGAUUGACAGCGGGAAGUGUGUUCUCCACCCCACCACUCCGCAGCCAGAGCAUGAGGAUGUCUCCUUGAAGAGAAGCUGCGAGCGUAGUCUUAAGAGUUUGGACCAAGACUCUCCUCCUAAGAAGAAGAAACUACAGCCAACCUACACCUCCACCACUCAUCUCUUAGCUGGAAAGAAGAACCCCUCAACCCUACAGACCAAAUCAAAUGACUUGGAGACCACUGUUUUUUACAUUCCAGGAGUAGACGUUAAGUUGCACUACAACUCCAAGACGCUGAAGACAGAGUCGCCCAAUGCCUCACGCGGAUCCUCUCUCCCUCGCACUCUCUCCAAAGAAUCCAAGUUAUUUGGUAUGAAAGAUAAUGGCCCUUCCAACCCUCCCAAUGCUGUCCAAAGCAAGACUAACUCGCUCCAACCUCCCCUGCCCCCACCUAUUCCAUCAGCCAAAGGUAAGGGGAGUGGAGGGGUGAAGACAGCCAAGUUGUAUGCAUGGGUGGCACUCCAAACUCUACCAGAGGAAAUGGUCAUUAGCCCAUGUCUGCUUGAUUUCCUGGAGAAGGCCUUAGAGACUAUUCCUAUCACUCCUGUGGAUAGGAACUAUGCAGCAGUAGCCUCUCAGGAGGAUGACGUGGGUCAGUUUGAUGCUGUGGAUCCAUUGGAAGAAUCCACCACUUCUCUUGUUUCCUCAUCUACAUCGGCCUACUCCUCCUUCCCUGUCGAUGUGGUUGUUUAUGUUAGAGUUCAGCCCUCACAAAUUCGGUUUAGUUGCCUGCCCAUGUCCAGAGUGGAGUGCAUGCUCAAACUGCCUUCCUUAGACCUGGUUUUUUCAUCAAACCGUGGAGAGCUAGAGCUUCCAUCAGGAGCCCACCCCACAGAGGGACCCAACCCUCCCUCCUCUACCCCUCCUGGGCAGCAUGUACCAAAGAUACCCCCCAGUAAAGCGUCUCCUCUGCUGGGGAGCCCUCUGGGCAGGAGCCGCCACAGCAGCAGUCAGUCAGACCUGAGUGGCCCCCCCAGUAACUCCUCCGGCCUCAGCUUUACUGCCUGCAUGUCGGACUUCUCCCUGUACGUCUUCCACCCCUACGGCGCUGGAAAACAGAAAUCUGCAGUCACAGGGCUGCCUCCAGGCCCAGGACCCCUAGGCACAGUGGAUGAGGAGCCCUCUUCAGUCACAGGAAGAAAAGACUCCCUGAGCAUCAAUCUGGAGUUUGUCAAAGUCAGCUUAUCCAGGAUGAGGCGCACCGGGGGCCCCGUGCUGAUUGAGAGCUUCAUCCCAGCCAAGGGGGGCAAGAUAGACACCACUCUCAUCAAUAUUUCAGCUGUGUGUGACAUCGGCUCUGCUUCCUUCAAAUACGACAUGCGGCGGCUGGGUGAGAUUCUGGCCUUUCCGAAAGCCUGGUAUCGUCGGAGUAUUGCCAGACGUCUGUUUUUGGGAGACCAGACCAUAAACCUGCCAGCCUCUGGCCCUGCGACCCCUGACUCUGCUGAAACACAGCACCUGUCGCCUGAGUCCAGUCGGAAGGCUUACUGGAGGACGUGGGACGGCAGCAGCGGGGCUCAGCACGCCCCUCAGUCUCCAAAUGUGUUUUCGGAGCAUUCCACCGGAAGUAACAUGUCUCCUGCCCUCAGCCACCUCAAGUCACCUGGGCCAGGGCGCACGAGGAGCGUGUCAGACUCCUCUGCACCGAGGAGAGAUUCUGUGUCAAAAACCUCAACUCCAGCCUUUGGCAAAAAUGGAAAAGCUACCGGGCAGCAGGGGGCGCCAUGGGAGACUCUUGUAGUGUUUGCCAUCAACUUGAAACAGCUCACCGUGCAAAUGAACAUGAGCAAUGUCAUGGGAAACAACACCUGGACGACCAGUGGACUGAAGAGCCAGGGUCGCCUGUCCGUGGGCAGUAACCGAGACCGCGAGAUCAGCAUGAGUGUCGGCCUGGGACGCUCCAAACUGGACUCUAAGGGCGGAGUGGUGGGUGGCAACAUAGAUGUCAAUACCCUGGAGAUGGUCUCUCACAUCUCUGAACACCCAAACCAGCAGCCAAGCCAUAAAAUCCAGAUCACCAUGGGGUCAACUGAGGCGCGAGUGGAUUAUAUGGGCUCCAGCAUUCUAAUGGGUGUUUUCAGUAAUGCCGAUUUACAACUGCAGGACGAAUGGAAGGUCAACCUAUGCACUGUGGACACCAGCAUGUCAGAAAAAAGUGAGAUCUUCAUCCAUGGAGACUUGCACUGGGACAUUUUCCAGGUGAUCAUUUCGCGCUCCACCACUCCGGACCUCAUCAAGAUUGGCAUGAAGCUGCAGGAGUUUUUCACUCAGCAGUUUGACACCAGCAAACGGGCUCUUUCCACCUGGGGCCCCGGACCGUACCUGCCUCCAAAAACCCCCGUCAUCAACAAUGAGAAAGGCACCACUGAGCUCUAUCUAGAUGCAGCUCACCACCGGCACUGGCCCGGGGUGCUGAAGGUGAUCGCGGGCUGCCACAUCUCGCUAUUCCAGAUGCCCCUGCCUGAGGAUGCUGUGCAGCUCGGUGGGUCUAUGAGUCUCCACGGCAACCAUAUGACCCUGGCCUGUUUCCACGGACCUAACUUCCGCUCCAAGUCCUGGGCUUUGUUCCACCUGGAGGAGCCCAACAUCACCUUCUGUACUGAGGCACAGAAGAUCUGGGAGGAUGGUUCUAAAGAUCAUUCGACUUACGUAGUUCAAAGACUGGAUUUCCACCUUGGUCACAACACCAUGGUAACCAAACCCUGUGGAGCACUUGAAAGCCCAAUGGCUACAAUCACCAAAAUCACCAGACGACGCCACGAAAACCCACCACACGGUGUCGCCACUGUUAAAGAAUGGUUCAACUACGUCACUGCCAUGAGGAAUGAAGAGUUAAACCUGCUCAGGAACGUGGAGGCCAACAAUCAAGAAAAUGGAGCCACUGCCAAAAGUUCCAGUCUUCUGAGCAGCUUCCGUGGCUCCUCCAGCUACAACCACGAGACAGAGACCAUCUUCGCUCUUCCCAGAAUGCAACUGGACUUCAAAUCGACACAUGUGCAGGACCCGGAGGAGCCUACUUUAUCAGAUGCCAACAGCAAGCCCAAAGUGGAGUGCAGCGUGGUGACGGAAUUCACUGACCACAUCUGCGUUACCAUGGACGCCGAGCUCAUCAUGUUCCUCCAUGACCUUGUGUCCGCUUACCUCAAGGAGAAGGAGAAAGCGCUGUUUGCCCCGCGGAUGUUUGCAGCGAGGCCAGGACAGAAGAGCCCCACUGCCCUCCACGACGAGAGCUCUUCAGAUAAAGACAAGGACGACAGCUCCAACUACACCACCGUGGACUGGAGAGAGUUCAUGUGCAACACGUGGCACCUGGAGCCCACGCUCAGACUCAUUUCCUGGACCGGGCGUAAAAUCGACCCUGUUGGUGUGGACUACAUCCUGCAGAAGCUGGGCUUUCAUCAUGCAAGGACUACAAUUCCCAAGUGGCUGCAGAGAGGUGUGAUGGACCCUCUGGACAAGGUCCUGUCUGUGCUCAUCAAGAAGUUAGGCACAGCUCUGCAGGACGAGAAGGAGAAGAAAGGUCAGCGAGACAAGGAAGAACACUAGCAGGACAAGAAGGAGGACAAAGGUCAGCGAGACAAAGAACAUUAGAAUAAUCACUGCAAUGGAAAGUUCUCAAACAGUCACACACUGGAACUACGGGAGCCACUAAAGGACAAUAUUAAUCAUGUGAAUUUCAGCUUAGUUCACUGUGGGGCAUACCACUCAAGCUCUGACUGAACCUUUUGCACCUACUGUAUGUUUUGUGUAUAUUUGGAACAAAGUAGCAGAUAGUAGUAUUAUUUGACUGCUUUAAUGGUGAGACCCACCUCUUGUAAAUGACCUUAAUGAAUUGAUCAAGGCUUGCGACUAUUUCAUCCGAGAUGAUUUUCAAACCAUUGCCUUUUCUUUGUUUCCCAUGGAACACAUGCUUCAAUAUGUGUUAUGUUCUGUAUAGUGUAGGUUAGACUAUUUAAGAACACUUUGAUGAUUUUGUUACAUUGAACAAAGAUGUCCUGGAAGCACAUCAUGCACAUGAGGAUGCCAUGACGACCUGUAAUCAUUAUUUAAAUCUGGUUCUUUAUUUAAGAGUAGGUAAGUGCAAUGUUAACAUGUAUGUAUGUAUAAGCUUGGUGUGACAAGCUAAUGUUUGUCUUUUUUAAUCUCAAUAGUAGAACCACUGUACAUAUUGUAAUUUCCUAACUCAAUAAAAUGCCAUUUGAUUUUACAA
Messenger RNA from Boleophthalmus pectinirostris (great blue-spotted mudskipper), 16094 nucleotides. Its product is annotated as KIAA1109 ortholog. Gene Ontology annotation, biological process: synaptic vesicle endocytosis. The record is from RefSeq and is a predicted model, not a curated record. Lineage: Eukaryota; Metazoa; Chordata; Actinopteri; Gobiiformes; Gobiidae.